UCUGUCUUGUAGUCUGCAGGAGGAAGUAGGACCGUGUACAUUCGCCUGCCCAGAUUGGCUGCACCCUGUGUCUUCCCUGCAUCUCCUGAGACAGACAUGGCAAAUAAAAGGAGGUCAUAAACCCCAAUGCGGUUUUGGGCGUGCGCACACCAAGCCAGCUGUAGGACGGGGUGGAAGCGAGAUGAGAAUACUAAGCAGGCACCUCAUGGCUCAGCAUCAGCACCGGGCUGAGUUAGGAUUUGCGCACCCUCCAAACUUGGCUUGGGACCUCAGCAUGUGAACGGGCUUUGCAGGAAGAGGAUCCACCUAGAAUGUCAGCUCUGAAGAAGGUGUUGCCAGGCAUACUGCAGAAGCAUUGCUGCAUCUUACCAGACAGGAACACAGGUGUGAAGAGGUUGCUGAUGAAAUUGAAGAGCAGGGAGAUAUACUCAGAAUCACAGUGCACACUGUGUGGUGAACCAGAAGACCAGCAGUAUUCAUGGUCGCCCUCGCAAUACUUCGAUGAGGACAGCUACUCCCCUCCACCCAGGAACAUGAAGGGUCUCUCUGGCGGCCGCCCUGCCCAGCUCCAGCUCACCUCAGCCCACACCUGCGGCCUGGCUGAAUGCGACCAUUCCCUGGACCACCACCUCCACCAUGGCAACUCACGGCCCCCCUCCUACCUCCUCAGCCCCACUGAGAGCUGCCCCCUUGAGAGUCACCAUCGCUGCUCCCCGCGGAGCUCCAUCCACUCUGAGUGCAUAGUGAUGCCGGUGUCCAUGUCAGCCACCGACCACUCCAUCUCUAGUAGCACUUUCCCACGCAUGCACUACGGCAGUGCUUCGCGGGACAGCGGUGGCAACACUUCUGGCGGCAAGGAAUCCAGAGACGAUGGUGGCUCAUCCUCGCAUGGUGGCAGUGGCAAAAUGAACCGAAUCCCAGCAAACCUCCUGGACCAAUUUGAGAAGCAGAUGCCGCUGCACCGAGAUGGCUUCCACACGCUGCAAUACCAACGCACCUCCACCACAACCACAACUACAGAGCAGCGCAAUGAAAGCCCUGGGCGAAUACGCCACUUAGUCCAUUCGGUACAGAAGCUCUUCACAAAGUCACACUCUCUAGAAGGUUCCUCCAAAAUGAACGGUACCAAAAGCGACUCGCACCGGGACAGCUCACACCACCACCAUCACCACCACCAAGGUCACCACAAACACAGCAAGCGCAGCAAGAGCAAAGAACGUAAAUCUGAUGGCAGCAGCAAGCAGCGCUCGGGAGGCUGGUGGAGUUCAGAUGACAACCUGGACAGUGACAGCACGUACAGAACACCCAGCGUCAUGUCACGGCAUCCUAUGGACCACAUCACUCACUGCUACCCUGACUCAAUGCACGGCCACCUGGCUGGUGACCUGUCGCUAAAGACCUCCAAGAGUAACAACGAUGUCAAGUGCUCAGCCUGUGAGAGCAUAAGCAUGGCACCAGAGGGAAAGUUCAUGAAGAGGAGCUCCUGGUCAACGCUAACGGUCAGCCAAGCCAAGGAGGCCUACAGGAAGUCCUCACUCAACCUGGAGAAGCCCAUGACGCCCACUGACCUCAAGCCCAACCUCAGGCCCUGUCACUAUCUACAGGUGCCCCAGGAUGACUGGGGGGGAUACCCUGGAGAUGGGAAGGAUGAUGAGAUCCCUUGUCGUCGGAUGCGGAGCAGCAGCUACGUUAAAGCCAUGGGGGACGAGGAGAGCGGAGAGUCGGACUCCAGCCCCAAGACAUCGCCUCAGAAGUCAGUGCAGCCCGAUGCCCUGGUCAAGGCCAUCAUCAGACCCAGGGACCUGCUGGACUCUCAGAGCUCUUACCGCCUGGAUAAAAUCAACAGUGACAUGCGUAACUACAUCACCAAUUUUGCUGCAGACUUAAGUCAGAGCUACCACUUGCAAGCCACCAGGGACAUGCACCCAAGCAUUGCCCUGGAUCCCUCUGCCAACUACAACUCUCCCAAGUUUCGCUCCAGGAACCAGAGCUAUAUGCGGGCCGUCAGCACCCUUAGUCAGGCUAGCUGUGUUAGCCAAGUAAGCCAGGUGAGUGAAACAGAAAUAAAUGGCCAGUUUGAAUCAGUGUGCGAGUCAGUGUUCAGUGAGGUGGAAUCCCAGGCCAUGGAAGCUUUAGACUUGCCCGGCUGCUUCAGAACCCGGAGUCACAGCUACCUGCGAGCCAUCCAGGCCGGCUACUCCCAAGACGAUGACUGCAUCCCCCCCAUGGCCUCCACUGUCACCUCCACCAUCAGGUCUACCACAGGGAUCCAGUUCUGCCUCCCCUCCACCUGCAGCAUUGAUCGGACUCCUCAGCAAACACCAGCCAUCACGUACACACCCAACUACAAGAAGACCCCUCCUCCGGUCCCGCCCCGCACCACCUCCAAACCUCUCAUCUCCAUCACGGCCCAGAGCAGCACCGAGUCCACCCAGGACGCCUACCACGAGGGGAGGCACCCUCAUGGUGGUAUGUGGGCCCCUGACGGUCUCAGCCUGGGGCUGGGCCCAGGCAGGGCCCUCUAUAACUCCAACGACAGCCUGGACAGUGCCAAGGCUGUGACCAUAGCCAUGGAGGCAGCCGGAGUCAUGGCUGGAAAAAGACACCCGUCCACAGACAGCCACAGCUCGGUGCUCACCUGCGACAAGGCCAUCCUGGUGUCCAAGGCUGAGGAGUACUUGAAGACACCUCGAUCCUCUAUAGGCAUACAGGUGGAAGCUGCCACGGACUCUGAAUCUGAAAGCAAAGGCUCGCGGGAGUACCACUCGGUUGGGAUCCAGGUGGAGGACAACAAGAAAGGACAGGGCAGGUUCAAACGCUCCAACAGUGUGACUGCAGCUGUGCAGGCUGACAUGGAGUUGGAGGGCUUCCCUAUUAUGGAGGACAAAGGCCUGCAGUUCGGUGGGGGCUUCCAGCGUCACUCAGAGCCCAGCACGCCCACCCAGUACGGGGCGGUGCGAACCGUACGUACCCAGGGACUCUUCAGCUACCGUGAGGAUUACCGUACCCCUACUGAACCCCCCAGCCCCAGGGAGACCACCAGCGAGACCACCUGGCAGCUGGAACCCCCCUCCCCACGGGAGAGCGCGGUCUCGUCGGGCGAGUCAGGCAGGGCGUCCCCUUCCCUGAGGAGGGAUGGGAGCUGGUUCAUGCAACUGCUCCACACAGAGACCAAGAGGAUGGAGGGCUGGUGUAAGGAGAUGGAGGCAGAAGCUGAAGAAAAUGAUCUGUCAGAGGAAAUACUAGGCAAAAUCCGAAGUGCAGUGGGAAGCGCUCAGCUGCUCAUGUCUCAGAAAUUCCAGCAAUUCUACUGGCUAUGUCAGCAAAACCUGGACCCCAGUGCUAUGCCGCGGCCCACCUCUCAGGACCUGGCUGGGUUCUGGGACCUACUGCAGCUCUCCAUUGACGACGUCACCGUGAAGUUUGACCAGCUGCAGCAGAUCAAGAACAACAACUGGAGGCCUGUAGACAGCCCAGAGAAGAAGCCACCAGCUCCUGUACCAAAGAAGACAGCUCGACAGAAGAGUGUGAUGACGAGGGAGAAAUCCCUGGACCUCCCAGACAGGCACCGGCAGGAGGCCCGUCGGCGGCUCAUGGCCGCCAAGCGGGCAGCCUCCUUCAGGCAGAACUCAGCCUCAGAGCGAGCAGACAGCAUCGAGAUCUAUAUUCCCGAGGCUCAGACUAGACUUUGAGAAGAUAGGGUCCGGGGCCAACACAUCUCCCUGCUCCCACGUUCAAACAACUUUAAAACUAGCCUUUUUUCUAGACUGCUACUCUCUCUAUUCUUCCUUUAUCCAUCUGUUGUCUGAUCUCGAUAGCCAUCCUCAGAGCCCAUCGCCAACACCAUUGGUCUGUAGGAUGUGCCAAGCCUCUUCUCCCAUUGCCAAUAAGUGUUAGCAGAAAUGUAUGUCUGACAUGGGUUGGUUGGGUUUCUCCUUGGUUUGCUGGUGAUCAUGAUACCCAGCCUACAAGCUCUCUCAUCCAAUGUCCUGGAUGGGUACGUCUGUAGUUUUUCAGCAUUUGCAAAGUGCCAUUUAAAAAGUGCAGCUUUGAAUACCUACCAGCAACAAGGCCUUUGAGCUAAAAAGAGUAAAUGAGUAAAUUAUAUUUAUUUCAAGUUGUUCAAAAAUGGUCAAAGUUAGUAACCCUUCAGUAUUUUUCAAUAAUUUAAGGUUACAUUAUGACUUUUUUUGUUCCUCUGGUCUUUUUUGGGGUAAAUGUUAAUUACAAGCUAAAUAUCACAAAAUUGUUGUAAGUUAAAAACUUUUAAAAGUGCCGAUGCUUGAAAUACCUCAACUAUGUGCAUGUGGCACUGAUCACCCAUUCAAGGUUAUUCAGGCAGCCCUUAUAAGCUCUGGACUGGUCAGUGUUGAAAAAUGCAGCUUUCUACCCAAUCUGGUUGUAGUCAAACAUUUGUCUUGGUCUGGAUUGGUGGAAGAAUGACAUCUGUCAGCUCAUUAACAUGCACAUUUCAAACAACUUUCCUAUAUAUCUCAUGUUCCUGUUGCCAACUUUCAAAUAUUGACAUUUACUUGAAGCUGAAAACAUGCAAGUCUUGUGCCAAUAUUUUCAUUAUGUCAAUGCAGUAGAAAAAAACUAUGAAGGUUUGUGUAACUCCUUAGAUCAAAAUGUGUAGACAAAUGCACUUAUGCACUUAUUACAAUUCUCUCUAUUUCCAAGGGAAAUGUACAUACCCAAGUUCACAAUAGUACUGUUGUAUUUUUUAAUUGUGAGCGGGAAGAAUAGUCAUCGCGUAUAUUUUUUCCCUCAUGUCCACUGCUUGCCUGCCCUCUCUAUUGCUUUUGACAAAUCUAGAUUUGUUGCCGACAUACAGUGGCUUAAACACACACACAAAACCAUACUGCUGUGUUUUCAUCUAAUAUACUUCUCUCAGGCCCUUUCAAAUAGCGCCCUCAGCCACAGUUAAUGAGGAGUGAUAGAAAAACUGCCAAAACAAAAUAUCUGCAUACUAGUUUCUUUAAUCCAAGAAAAGACUUGUUAUUUUCAUAUUUCUUGAAAAGUUCUGUGUUGUUGAAAGUCUCCUGAAGCAGUAUCAUAACUGUAUUCACUCCCUCUAGGAAAGGCUGGGAAAUAAUGAAACAAAAUUGGGGCAAAGGCAUUCCAGAGGGAUCCAAGCAGCAAGUCCCAAAUAACUAAAACUUGCAAGUCUCUUUUUGAGAGGAAAUACAUGAGGAACAGGAUAGUAACUGUCUGUGGCUAUGCAGACCCAUGUAUGAUAUUUGGUCAAAACAUGAUGUAGAUAGCUAGAUAUUAUUAUUUGCCUUUGAUUCCCAUCACAAUGUUGAAAUGUACCAAUUGCACCAGCUCUUCAUAAGUUCAAACCUAGCUUCCUUAUAACUUAAGUGUUUAAUGCUAAGUGGAGAUUUCCACAUCACUACAUGAAAACGGGUUGACCACACAAACAAAUUCUACAGACAAUUGUUACAAAAUACUUACACAUACUAACUGCCAGGUGUAGCUGUUACCUAGCUAACUGAACCAACUGACAAAACCAACGUUAGCUUGCUAACGUUUAGAUUGAGGAUUAAAAGAGUUAACAUGAAAUAUAGUCGACGGAAUAUAUCUGACCUGGCACUUAAUCAAAUGUCUUUUAAUAAUGAUGUAAACUGUAAAGAUUUUAAAUUACAUUUCAUGAAAAUAACACAACACACCUCAGAUUACAUAACAUUAUGCUAAUAACAUGCAGGCUAAAUGACUGAAUGUGUUAGCAUAAUCAGAUAUUUCUGCAUGAAUACUGCUAACUCUGAAACACAUGUUUCUAAUUUAAAAUACUAAAUGGUUGCUAGCUAAGACAUUUUUUCUAAGUUUUUAUGGUACAACCAAGUAAAUCACUAGUUUGAAACUAGCCAGUAGAUACUAAGAACUUAGGUAGGAUUUUACAUGCAAACUUAGUAAUGGAUUUGCGAAUAGCUGGUGCAGCCCAAUCAUGGUAUGUGAUGUGAAAGUGGAAAACCUAAAGUUGUGGGGCCUUGGAUAUGAGUCUGUAGUGGUCAUAGCAUUUACUUCCAGGUGGUUAUAAGUAAAUUGCUCAUAAAGGUAAACUCAUCUUAAAAACUAAAAUUCUGCUGCUCUUUAUUAUCAGACUUUGGUGCCAGUAACUUGAACUUGAUUGGUCUUCAUUACGUUGCCACUGUUAUAAAUCACUGACCUAAAGACUGAACUCUAUUGGUAAAAACUUUGGAUAAUCAACCAACUAAAUGGUGCUGCUUUUUAUUUCAUAAAUACAGCACUAGACAAACAAUCAAUGCAACACAAUGUGCUGUCAGCUGAUACAGCACUUAAAAAAUCUAUUUUUAUGACUUAGAAAUUUUUGGUUGAGUGAUUGUGCCAGUGUGCCUGGCUUUAUUUUGGGUAGGACCAGGGAGAUUUAUCAUAUAACAGUAACACAAGUACAUUUCUCUGGAUUUGAAUAUUUUGUGUGCAUGUGUGUUUUGUUGAUAUGUGUGCGUGUAUCUUGUUUUUUUAGCGCAGUGCUGACAUAUUCAGAGAAGAGAGGGUGAAUCUGGGGUCAGUGUGGCUUGAUUUCCCUAUUACUACCCUACCCAACUGUGGCCUGACCUGCAUCUCUCUCUCUCUCACACACACACACACACACACACACACACACACACACACACACACACACACACACACAUUGUCCCUAUGUCAUCAGCACACUGUUGAAACAUAUUUUAGAUACCAUACCAUAGCAUAUAUUUUACUUUUUGUGCAACAGAUUGUAUUUUUGAUAAAAUACAAUCCAAAUUUUUUAACCAUAUGCAUAUUUGCACCUAUGUGAAUUUAGGCUCUUAACACAUAGGCUCUCACCCAUUGUGACUCCUCGUAUAGAUGUGUUUCACUCUAAUUUGUUUCUAGUGUUCAAACCAACCUUUCACUGUAUCAGAAUUCAUGAGACAUUGUUUAGUUGUCUUAAAUUCGUCUAGCAGAGUUCAGACGGUACAUUUAAAAAGAGCUUAAAAGUAUAUUCAGUCCAACAAAUCACCAAGUAACCAAAGUCAGCGUAGAGCGACAGUGAUUCAAACAUGCAGUACCAUACUUCAGUUACAGAUUGGACUUUUAAUGGCCCACGGCUGAGUGAUAGAUUAUACAUUCUUUUUAAAACACACCCAUCUAUAAUUCUGCAGUUUUUUCAUUGCAGAGGCAGGGACCUUUAACAGUAUGACAGUGGUUUCUGGAAAGCGUCUGGGUGUGUGAUGCCAGGCAGUUGGCAGAGCAGAGACGUUCCCCUGCUGUUGCCACAGUGGUAGGCAGACGUGAGAGAGACAGACUCGGCCUGACAUAUGCUGGCUUAGAGGAGACGAGAGCUCUGCACUGAGCCCCAAACUGCUGGUGCUGUAUGCUGUUGUGUAGCUGGAAGGCUGUUCUGUGACGAUCGCUAGGUGCUGGGUAUUUUUCAGCCUCCCUUUGACUAAGCAAAGCAGCUUAUGUAAGAUUUCGGGUCCUCUGUGAGAUCAAGCUAACAGCCUCCAAGGCCUUUCAAAGCUUGUGUUGAUAAAUGUAUUGCUGAAUAGUGGCCUACACUGUAGAACUUAAGCAUCAGCAUUACACGUAUUUCUAUCUAGUCUGUGCUCAGCUAGUUUCACUGAAGGCUGCCACUGAAACAACAGAGGAGUUUCUCCCUUAUGCAAAUUGAUCAGGGCUGUGAAAAGUGUAUCCGCUACCUUUGGUUCAGUUUAAAGCAUAUCUCUCACUUCUCUCACACAUAGGCAUAAACCCCCCCCCAGUAAUCAAAAUUGGCCAGUAUAACCCCCCCAAAUAUCAUAUUAUAAUGAUGAAUCAAAUAAAAAAUAACUGUUAUAAAACAUUAUAAAGUUAUUGAUUUUCUCGAUUCAAUGUAAUUCAAUAAUUAUCACAGAAUAAUAGGGAUUAAGUACAGUUAAUACUGUAACAACAAAUUGAAACGUUACAAAUUGGGUGCUUUUGUACAAAGUGAAUGAUUUUAUGCUAUUCAACUGCUCUAGUUUGGAAAUGUAAAGCAUGUUGUUUUGGUAUGUCUCUUCCCCUUAAAAUUAACAUGAAACAGACAUUUAAAAGCCUAUUUGCAAAACAAAUCUCCGGGGGGGGGGGCAUGUCCCCGGACCCCCCUGCAUGGGUGGCAAAUCUCAGCCUCCCCAGUGUUCAACCCAAAGUUACGCCCUAGCAUUCACAUAAUUGCAAUGAGACCGUUUUUUUAUUUUUUAUUUAGUUAAACUAUGAACGAACUAUUUCAAAUAGUAAAGUGGAAUUCGUGUCAGAAGUCGUGAGGGAGUGGAAAACGUUGAAAUGGAUUUAUGCAAUAGAGACACAGACUUUGGUAAAUUUACAGCUACAGUUAGAGGUAAGAAUUGGGCUUGCAGAAUUCAUACAUUUAGUUUGAGAACCAUUCCCUUUUGGAAAGAAAAAUAUUACCUUGGCACUCCUGAGACUCUCACAGAGCCAUUUUCUAAACUAUGAACAAAAUCUCUCUGCUGUAAUGGCUGGGUCAAGUUUGCCUCCCAGUGAAAAUCAUUUUCCAUCUAUUUUUUUUUUUUAACCUUUUCACUCGUUUUUGUCCAAAUAGGUAUGAACACACAGGAACAGCUGUAAUGGCCUCCUGUUAAAAAGUGAUCCUGUAUUUCCUUGUUGAAACUUAUUUCAGUGGGUGUUGUGUUGGAUCAUUUUGGUUGACUUGUGUGGUGUGCAUGUGAUACUGUGAGCAUUGGAGGAUUCCUUACUUGUCAGAAAGCAACUGUGGUGGUGUUUCAGUUAAACAGUUAUGGUAAAUUAACAGCUAGUCACCCACCAAAACCUUGUGAAAUCUCCAAGGGCAGAAAAUUGCACCAGUGUCACAUUUAAUGUCAUGAGGGCAGCAAUUAACUACAAGUGCCAUCUUUUUUGACUUAUCCAGCAUACUGUAAAAUCAUUACUCCACGCAGCCACAUAUCCUUCAUUAAUUUUAUGUAAGCAGACCAUUCCUGCCAUCGCCUACCUUUUCCCAUUUCCAGUCACAUAUUUCUAUCAUUUCAGCUCGUAUCUCGACAUCUGUGGCCUCACUUUCUGGUACGACUGUCUUUCUGCUUUUAACUCUAGAACCUGUGAUGUGAAAUAUUUCAAGGGGACUUUUUCGUAAACAUGUCGUGGAAAGAGCAUCAGACUCACUGAGAUAGACUGAUACAACACUUCCUUGAACUUGGAAUGUGAAACCACUCUAUAAUUACUAGAUAAAAUGAAAAAGGUAGUUGUUUAGCUAAAACUAUUUUCAUCUCUUGUAUAUCAUAUCUAUAGUGAGGAUGAAUAUAAUGCCAAAUAUUCAUUAUUUGUAAAGAAAUAUAUAUAGAUAUAUAAAUAUAUAAUAUAUGCUUCAUUGAAACAUAACCUAUUUUCUGCAUUUGCACAUGUUUUGUUGUCAUUUUUACUUUAUGAUUAUUUUAUAAGCUGAUAUGAUGGCAUGCGAAAUACUGAUUCUGAAUGUAGGCUUUUUUUUUUGUUAAAAUGUAUGACACUGUCCCGCUGAUAUGUCAUGUAUUUAUUUAAAUCAAUCACAUAUGCAUUUCUCAGUGUGUUAUUUUAGUGCAAGUUACCGUAUCAUUGGGUUAUUUUUUGUAUUAUUUGAGUAGUUUGCAACAACAUAUGCAUUUUCCUCCAUUCUUUCCUAGCUGAGCUUUUGAAAGGAUUUUGCCUCUUUAAUUAGUUUGAUCAUUGCUGAGGUCAUCCAGUGUAAAUAAUUCUGCAAUUAAAUUUUUGGAGAAAAAGUUUGGAAAA
Messenger RNA from Siniperca chuatsi (mandarin fish), 9741 nucleotides. RefSeq names its product discs, large (Drosophila) homolog-associated protein 2a (gene dlgap2a). Gene Ontology annotation, biological process: signaling. Bases 312 to 3692 code for a protein of 1126 amino acids. The transcript has 17 exons. Gene Ontology annotation, molecular function: molecular adaptor activity. NCBI's taxonomy places the organism in Eukaryota, Metazoa, Chordata, Actinopteri, Centrarchiformes, Sinipercidae. Gene Ontology annotation, cellular component: postsynaptic specialization; glutamatergic synapse. The record is from RefSeq and is a predicted model, not a curated record.